Messenger RNA from Centropristis striata (black sea bass), 5771 nucleotides. It is a transcript of the gene ppp6r3, whose product is annotated as protein phosphatase 6, regulatory subunit 3. Gene Ontology annotation, molecular function: protein phosphatase binding; protein phosphatase regulator activity. The transcript has 25 exons. Gene Ontology annotation, cellular component: nucleus; cytosol. NCBI's taxonomy places the organism in Eukaryota, Metazoa, Chordata, Actinopteri, Perciformes, Serranidae. Bases 392 to 3169 code for a protein of 925 amino acids. The record is from RefSeq and is a predicted model, not a curated record.
AAGGGAAGGGGUCGCUGAAGUUGACGGAACCGCCAUCUUGAAAAGUGCCCUCCGAUGAUCUACCUUUUCGCGCCUGUCAGAAUCAGUUUUAAACGCUUUAUUUUCCUAACCGGAAUUUCGUGUUUGCUCGGUGUUUGUUUCGUCGAGGCUUCGGGCUAAUGGCAAGAUAAAGCUGCAUGCUGGAGACUCACCGUUUACCGUUACCGUUGUCUAUCGGUGUGUGCUGUUGAACUGCUGUAUGUGUGCGUGUGUGUCAGUCUGUCCAUCACCGCUGUCUGCCUGCCUGUCUGUCCAUCCGGCUCGACUGGAAUGGGCCACAACUCCCAAAGACUAGAACACACCUCUUUUUAACCUGAGCUCCGCUGUCUGGACUCUAACAUACAGAGCCAACAUGUUUUGGAAAUUUGACCUCCACACCACAUCCCACAUUGACACGCUGUUAGAGAAAGAGGAUGUGACGCUGACAGAGGUGAUGGAUGAGGAUGACGUCCUGCAGGAGUGCAAGGCCCAGAACCACAAACUGGUUGACUUCCUGCUGAGACCACAGUGCAUGGAGGACCUGGUCACCUUCAUCACACAGGAACCCAAUACUGAUGUUGAGGAGAAGGUUAAAUACAAGUAUCCCAACAUAUCAUGUGAGCUGCUUACAUCAGAUGUGGGCCAGAUCAAUGACAGACUGGGAGAAGAUGAAAAACUGCUGAUGAAACUGUACGGCUUCCUCCAGAAUGAGCCGCCUCUCAACCCACUCCUGGCCAGUUUCUUCUCUAAGGUCCUGUCCAUUCUUAUAGGACGCAAGCCUGAACAGAUAGUGGAGUUUCUGCGGAAGCGGGAGGACUUUGUAGACUUGAUGAUUAAACACAUUGGGACAUCGGCCAUCAUGGACCUGCUGCUCAGAAUGCUCACCUGCAUCGAACCACAACAGCUACGACAGGACGUUCUCAAUUGGCUGAACGAGGAGAAGGUGAUUCAGAGACUGGUGGACAUGGUACAACCUUCUCAAGAUGAGGAUUUGAAUCAGAGACACUCCAAUGCAUCCCAGUCACUGUGUGAGAUCAUCAGACUGAGCAGAGACCAGAUGUUCCAGGUGCAGGGCUCCUCAGAUCCCGACCCUCUUCUGGCCACACUUGAAAAGCAGGAGACGGUGGAGCAGCUGCUUUCAAAUAUCUUCGACAAGGAGAAGAAUGAAUCUGCAAUUGUCAGUGUUAUCCAGAUCCUCCUCACAUUGUUCGAGACCAGGAGACCAGCGUUUGAGGGUCAUAUGGAAUGCCCCCCUGGGAUGUCCCACCCUUCAUUUUCAGUGAACCACAGCAUCCUGGAGGCUGUGAGACCCCGACUCAAAGACUUUCACCAGCUGCUACUGGAACCUCCAAAGGCGAAUGUGAUGAAGACAACGUGGGGGGUGCUGGACCCUCCUGUGGGCAACACCAGGCUCCAUGUGGUUAGACUGGUGGCCAGCCUGUUGCAGAGCAACACACAUAGCAUCAACACAGAACUCAUUAACCUCAACACACUGGGAGUCAUACUAGACAUGUAUUUCAAAUACAUCUGGAACAACUUCCUCCACAUUCAAGUGGAGAUCUGCACAGCCAUGAUCCUGGCUAUGCCCCCCGCCCCCAAUGACAUCCAGCCAGACACAGAGCAGGAAAAUGCGAGGGAGAGCAUCCUCAUCAAACACCUGUUUCAAAAGUGCCAGUUUAUACAGAGAAUUGUAGAAGCCUGGAGCUCCAAUGAGAAAGAACAGGCAGAAGGUGGUCGGCGACGAGGCUACAUGGGGCACCUCACCAGAAUAGCCAACUCUAUAGUUCAUAACUGUGACAAAGGCCCUAAUGGACCACAGAUACAACAGCUCAUAUCUGAGCUCCCAGCAGAGGACAGAGAGAAAUGGGAGGCCUUUAUUUCUGGGCAGCUGUCUGACACAAACAAGAGAAACACUGUUGACCUGGUGAACACGCACCACAUUCACUCUUCCAGUGAUGAUGAGGUGGACUUUAAAGACAGCGGGUUUCACCAGGACUCCUCUUUACAACAAGCCUUUUCUGAUUAUCAGAUGCAACAAAUGACGUCCAAUUUUAUUGAGCAGUUCGGCUUCAAUGACGAAGAGUUUGCUGAUCAGGACGAUGUUGUGGAUAUUCCCUUUGAUAGAAUAUCAGACAUCAAUUUUUCACUGAAUACAAAUGAAAGUGCGAAUAUAGCUCUGUUUGAGGCACGCUGUAAGGAGAAAAUCCAGCAGUUUGAAGACGCUGGUUCAGAUGAGGAGGACAUCUGGGACGAAAAAGAUGUCACCUUUGCACCAGAGGCACAGAGACGCCCCAGGAGUUCAGGCAGCACGGACAGUGAGGAAAGCACAGACUCGGAGGAGGAGGAUGCCAAGAGAGAUCCAUUCGAAGCUUCCAACCCCAGCACCGAUGACAGAAUGGAAGUCGACACAGGGCCUGUGUGGACAGCCAAUUUUGAUGACAUCCCCAUGGACACAGGUACAUCCACAGCUCCAGCCUCCAGCCCUAACAACCCCGCUGCCUCCUCUCCCUUGUCCUCCUCCUCCACAGAAGACCUCCCCGAGGCAGCAUGGAGCUCGGCUCCUUCCGCUAACUCCAACUCUGAAACAGGCUGGGCCGAUUUCUCCAACUUCACCCCUGUCAGCCCCAAAGACCCUCUGAGGUGCAACUCUCCUGUUGCUAUGGAAACCAGCAUAGAGACAAUAGACCCUCUGGGGGUCAAUGCACCUAUGCAGCCUGAAGAUUGUGAUGGCUGGUUGGGUACCAGUGUGGCUUCUUCCUCCUCCACCUCACCAAAGGAUUGUGGGAGAUCUAAAGCGGAGGAGGAAACUGCUUCAUGUGAGCAACGCAGCAUCACAGAGACGGUCAUCAAUGGCUCCAUGAAAGAAACGGUCAGCCUCACUGUUGAUGCCAAGACUGAGACUGCCGUCUUCAAGAGUGAUGAAGAGAAGAGUGCUUCUUCAGAGAAAUACUCAGUAGGGGAGUGUGUGGAUUCGGAGAGAACAGGCGUCAACAGCUCAGCCGCAGCCUGCUGUCCCAAAACAGGCAGUGAGAAGUGUCGGUCCCCUGCAGAGCUUCCCAAUGGUCCUCUAGAGGAGAUGACCGCCAUAGAGGAGGCCAAACUGGACCAGAGUGCCGUGUCCUCAGAGCCAGCUGUCAACGGGCCUGCAUGAGGGUCGUCUAACGCCAGCCAAUGUCCAGCCUGUUCUGCCAUGCGGGACCUCUUCCUGGCCAGCCAGCGGAGGCCACUGCUCAGAGCUGUACCAAUCACACGCCCCCACCAGGACCAGCAAUACUCCCAUUGGCUCACCACAGACAGACAAACAGGUGUACAGACACAGGAUGAACUGAGAAACAAAAUGAGAGACAUACUCAAAUGGAUACAGAAUAAUUUUUUUUCUGCAUUUGUUUAUAUACUAUUGAUCUUAUGAGGUGAUGUGCGACUGAUAUCUUGCCACUCAAAAUUAAAUAGUAAUGUUGCUAUAGUUAAAGAAAUGAUUGUAUGAAUAAAAUAUUUUAUAAAAAUAAAAAUGUAUACAGAAACAUAAGAUUAAUUACCACAGAAACAGGAAAUAGCUGGUUGGCGUCUCAACCAACCACUAAGCUGUUGUUACUGGCCGGAUCUGUUAUCCUGCACACUUAAUACAACAGUUGCUAUAUUUAAAAAUUUUCACCCACCAUUGGUCUGUGUCGACGAGCAGAGCUGCUCCUACCAAUUGAAACACGUUUUAAGAAACACGUUUAAAGUUUUAUUUUGCUGCAGGUAAUAUUUGUAAAUGUUUUUCUCUUGUAUUCUUCUGCAUUGAGUAAGAUUUGACACGCUUUUUUGGUAUAAUUUUUUUUAUUUAUUAUGAAAGUAAGAUGAUGGUUAUGUUUUGUUACUAAAGAGCCAUACCAGCAUGCACUCUCCCCUUCUAGCAGGCUGCAUUCAUGCUAACUGGGUUCCUACCUCGCAGCUAGAAGGCUAAACAGGAGAGAAAAAAACGUAUGUCGUCACCACAGCCUGAACUGGGAGCUGCAAAUGCAUUCUGAGCUUGUUUUUUUUUUUUUUUAGUCCCAACUAAACUUCUUUAGAACCACAGUCGUCCUCUUUGGCCCCAAUGUAAAACAUUUUCUGAAGUGCUUUUUAGACCAAUUGUUCUCAAUUUGGGGUCUCCCUUUAGAUGUACACAUGUACAGUCAUGGAAAAAAUAUUAAGCCACCAAAGUAUAUUUGUUUGGACACAUAUAAUGAUAAAAACAAAAAUAGCUCAUAAGAGUUUCAUUUAAGAGCUGAUAUCUAGCCAUUGUCCAUGGUUUUCUUUAAUAACCAAAAUCAUAAUCAAGAAAACCAUGGAAAAUGUCUAGAUAUCAGCUCUUAAAUUAAACUCUUAUGAGCUAUUUUCAUUAUAAUUAUAUUUGUCCAAACAAAUGUACUUUAAGUUGUAACAGGCAUUAAAAUUAACAAUUAAUUGAAGAAAACAAGGGUGGUCUAAUAUUUCUUUCCAUGACUGUAUAGCUAAUUCUAUUGCAGGUUGAAGAUGCAUCUGAACAUUAUGCAGAAUUUGGAUUUUAGGUAGCUAUAGCAUAUUAGAUGGCUUGGUGGUAGAGAGAAGGUUGGCUGGUACACAAACUAAACGCAGGACCAUGAAAUUAAAUGAUUCCAGCUAUUAGUAGUUAGCCUCUGAAAUAUUAACCAGUGCCAAGCCUGGUGGAGCUUCAUGUGAUUCUGAUAAGAAUUUAUACCUGAAGAGAAUUAAGUUGCAAUUGUAAAUUUGGACUACUGUGAUAUCAGCUGCUGAUCAAGUUCUAGCCACAGUUGGAUAACUUUGAAAAGGUAAAUUAAGUUGUUAACCUGCUAUUUGUUCAUUGUGGAAGGAUAGAAUGUUUGGCACUAUCUCAGAAGAUACUGUGCAGCUUUUUGGCCUUCAUUCCAAGUUCCUGCCUUCCUUUGUGCAUUGCAUUUUGUCCUGUCAGCAGUAACCAAAGCAACCCCCUACACACCACACACCACCAUCACAAAAUCCUAGUGUUUUGCUGUAAUUUUUAAUUCAGUAUGAUGGUUUGAGUAAAGCAUCACUGAGUUCAAAGCAGCUACAGUCAUCUUGUCAGAAUGCAUCCUUGUUCUACCAGUUUUUCCUUUGAAUCACCACUUUUGCUUUAACUUUGCCGAUUUUCAAACCGCUCUGUGAAUAUAUUUUUGAGGUGCCUGCAGCGCCCCCUGGUGACACAAAGCCAGUUGAAAAUCAGAAAAGUUUCCCUUUUUAAAAUUCCACCUUCGUGAGACAAUGGAUUCAUUUGGAAAUGUAAUUUAGGAUUUCUAGUUGCCUCUGUAUAUACAGUGUAUGGCCUUUUAGCUAUGGUUUGGUCUUCACCAAUUCUUGAGAAAAAUGUCAGGAUUUUGAGCUGCUUAAUUUUCUUAACAUUAUAAAUAUAGGACCAACUUUUAUGAUGGGCAAGUUGUUAGACUACUGAUAAAAAGCUAUCAACUAAUCUUGAUUGGCAGCAGAUCUGUUGCAGCAUUACUGAAUAUCCAACCAUAUUAGGUUCACUUUGGCACGAAGCCCUAAAUAGACCAUUUUCCAAUCAUGUACCUGCAACGAAAUUUGUUUUUUUGUUGUUUUUUUGUUCCAUCUUGGGAACAAUUGAGUCACUGGUUGGGAUUUGGUUCCAAAAGAAAAUGUAACACAAAGUUUUCUGUACCAGCAUGGGAAAGGCAAGAAGCUAUUUACAGGUGAUGGUACAACCCACUUUUUGUCAGAUUAUUAAUAAUUAAAUUUCCAUCUUACUUUCUGAA